AAUUGUAAUUUUGAACUAAAUGUGCACAAUGAAACAGUAAAUGGACUGGAAAGUAAAUCAGUUCUAUUGAAUGUCUCCUACUGUUCAUCAAUGGAUUUAACUGUUUUUGGAAUAUACUGGUACUUCUCUGGUAAUGAAAUUGGGUAUAGCAAAUUUAAAAAAGUGUCAUCGGGGACUACACAUGAUGACCCUCAAUAUGACAUAAGUAAAUUAAUUGUUAAGACCUACCUAAACAGAACAGAUAUCCUUAAGGAAAAUGGUUCACUUUUACUUCACAACUUAAAGCUAACUGACAGCGGAGAAUAUACUGUCAAACUUGAAGGAGAAAAAAUAAGUACCAAAAAGUUGGUCCUGAAGGUGACUGGACAUCAAGGUGGCGAGAGAUCAGACACUGAAUUAAAGAUCCAGAGUGAGACAAUAUAUGGACAAGAAAGUCAGUCAGUCCUGCUGAAUAUUUCCUACCAUUUUCCACGAAGUUCAACAGUGUUUGGAAUUUACUGGGACUUUUCUGAAAAUGAAAUAGGUUCCUGCAAAUUUAUAAACUGUUUGGCAUGGUCUAAGUUUAAUGAAUCUGGAUGUGAAAUAGUUAAGCUGUUCAUCACAUCCUACAAAGAUAGAGCAGAUAUUAUUAAAGAAAACGGCUCCCUUCUGCUUCACAACAUAAGCUUAAAUGAUGCUGGAAAUUAUAAAGUCAGACUGGAAGCAGGAACAAUAACUACAGGAAGGAUAACCCUGAAGGUCCUUCAGUAUCCUCAAGGACAUACUACUGAAAUUUGGUCAUCUGAAGCAAACUAUAUACGUUUGUCCAUUUCCUCAGUUGUGGUUGUUCUUAUAAUUUGUAUAAUUGUACUUCAUUUCAAUAUAACAGGUCCCAAAUAUCCAUCACAAAUAAUUACAAGUGCAGAAAAAGAGGCAGAAGAUAUUCAAAAGGCUUCUAUGAACAUGGGAAAUGAUCUAGUUUAUUCUGAAAAAAUGUGAACCACAACCAGAGAGUUUGGAGCCUAAAAUGCAAUCAGACGUUGUAUUUGAAGUUAUCUAAUUUUACAAAGCGUAAUAAAACCAGAAAAAUAGGUGUGGACCUCUUCAGUUUUCGAUCCUGAGUGAUGCCUGCCCCGAGUUUGAAGUUAUCUAAAAGAAUAACCAGUCAGAAGAUAUAAUCAAUGCACAUUGCUAGUAAUUAAUAACUGAAAGCCUUUGCUGUUUCAUUAAAACUGUCAUUAUAGUUUAGACUUUCCUUUUGCAGUAUGCUAUGAUAGUUCAUAAUAUAAUGUUUUUUUUUUGUUGCAACACAUUAAUGAUUAGGAGCCAGAUUCCAAAAGAGCUGGUCCCAAUAUAAGUCUGCCCUGAUUCUGAAAGACGUGCUCUCAUUGUAAGUGACUUACUUCAAUGUAAGGCCUAUCUAUAAACAGGCUUACUCUGGGGGUCAGAUUCCAGAAGACUUCCUCUGUGCCUGCUCUCAAUGUAAGUGGUCACUAACACUGAGAGCAAGUCUUUUGGAAUAAGGUUCCAGAUGUAUGUCUGGUCUUCUGCUUUUAUUUUGCAGCUGGAAAUGCACUGCUGUCAUACUACAGAUCUCACACGAAUUAUCUCACCUUGAUUUAGAACAUUUGUAAGAAUUAUAAAAUGAACAAUACAGCUUCAGCACUGUAGUAAUAAACAGAAGUUGAAAUAAUAAUAUGAGACUGUUCUACCGCUAUUUCAGCUACUGCAUACUUCUGAUGCUAAAAUUAUGU
Molecule: messenger RNA, 1733 nt
Organism: Protopterus annectens (West African lungfish)
Lineage: Eukaryota; Metazoa; Chordata; Ceratodontiformes; Protopteridae
Exons: 5
Coding region: 91-978 (295 amino acids)
Source: RefSeq, a predicted model, not a curated record